Messenger RNA from Moneuplotes crassus, 877 nucleotides. Lineage: Eukaryota; Ciliophora; Spirotrichea; Euplotida; Euplotidae. The record is from the annotation of a GenBank genome assembly.
UUGGAAUUAACUUUUUGAAAAAUUAGAAUUCUUAAAAAUGUCUGCGAUUCUGAAAGAAGUUCAUACCAACCUAGAGAUGCUACUCAAAAGCUUGAAAACAUUCAGCAAGGAAUUCAGCACCACAAGCAAGGAGUACCAAAAACAGAAGGAGAAGGUCGAUCAGGAGUAUUAUGAGCAGAAAGACUUAGCUGUUGAUGUCAUACAUGAACUUGCCCUCUCAGCUUGAUACACCAAUGAUAUCGCCCAAUUACCUCUUUGUAUGAUCAAGAAUCAUGUCAAGAAUAUGGAUAAAAUGAUGAAGAAAAUGAAUGAGUUCAUCGAUGACAUUACUGAUGGCAAAAAACAAGAAGAUAAGAUCAUCCUCUCCUCAGAUGAUGAGCCUGAAGAGACCAAGUUCCCAAAAUUUGAGUUUGACCCUCCUCUUCCUCAGAAAAAAAAUCUAAAAAUACCAGCAGGGAAACCAGCUUUUAAGCAUGUUAAUUUUUAUGGGAGGCUACCCAGAAAGAGUGGCAAGAAGCAGUUUGAAGCAGGAUGAAAAGUAGUAGCAAAUCAGUUUGAGAAACAUUUCUUCCCACAAAUCCUUCUAUUAGCAGAUUACAAAGAGAUAAAGAUGGAAUUUGACCAAUCAGGGGAAUUCCUGAUCGGAAGAUUCGAGAUCCUAAGCUCCAAAUGGAUGAGAUUCUGGGAAGAAAUGAAAAAGCUCAAAGAAUCACUAAAAUCCCAAAAAAUACUCCUCCAAUUCACCAACAACGCUUCCAAAGACUGGGAGGACAUAUCCAAAUCCCAGCUAUCGAAAGUCAAAUUCACAAAACCAAAAUUCACCCAAACACUAAAAAAUCUCUCUUACAUAAUCUAAAUCUCCUAAAUUUCAGCCAAA